AUGCACGCUAGCAACUUCAAAGUCAUCGUCGUCGGCGGCGGUCCUGUCGGACUCACCGCUGCCCACGCCCUUACCCAAGCCAACAUUGACUGCAUCGUCCUGGAAAGCCGACCAAGCGCCAUCAUUGAUGCUGGGGCCAACCUUGUCAUGAUGCCGAUGGGAAUACAGGCCCUCAGCCAACUUGGUCUACUCGACGCCCUUGAAAGCGUCAGCACUCCUCUCGGCCAGACUGAACGACAAGAUCACCAAGGCCAAGAUAUCGGAGAUGUCAGAUGGUUCAAUUACUUCAAGAAGCACUUUGGUACAUCGCCUCGAGUUCUGAGCCGUCAUGAUCUCACAAAAGUCCUCUACGAAUCCCUUCCCCCCAAGACGCAAAGCAACAUCAUCACUGGCAAGAAAGUUGAAGAUGUCAUCCCACAUGAAGACGGGGUUGAAGUAACCUGCACCGACGGCAGCUCCUACAGGGGCUCCGUUGUUAUCGGGGCAGACGGUGCCCACAGUCUCAUCCGAGAACGAAUGCGCACACUGGCCUUGAAAGCCAACGAAACUGAGGUGAAUGACGAGAAGCCAUUCUUGACAACCUACAGAGGAUUCUGGCUUCGAAUGCCUACGUCAGAUACUGGCUUGCAAGCUGGAAUCACCUCUGAGACACAUGGUCCCGGUGCAACCACCCAACUAUUUUCUGGCCCUGACACGACCGUGAUGGGACUGUAUGAGAGGCUGGAGAGCCCGACAAGAAGCCGAGCGCGAUAUACCGAAGAGGAUCAAUUGGCGUUGGUCGAACGCUGGGGCCAUCUUCCUCUUGCGCCUGGAGGGAAACUCACCUUGAAAGAGGCCUUCUCUCGCAGAACGCAGUCAGGAUUGGUCAACUUGGAGGAAGGCGUCGUGAAGCAUUGGAGUUGGGAUGGACGUAUUGUGCUUGCCGGGGAUGCCGCUCACAAGUUCACCCCCAGCACUGGAGCGGGUUGCAACAACGGCAUCGUUGAUGUUCUUGCACUGGCGAAUGAACUGUACCAGGUCGUCCAGGAAACAGCCUCACCGAACAGGUCUGAGCUAGCCAGUGCCUUCAACAAGUACCAAUCUUUACGAUUGGAGGCAGUCACUGCCGCUUGCUCAGGCUCAGGCCAGGCCACUGCGAGUGCCACUUGGCAAACCGCAGUGCACAAGUUCAUCGACAAACAUGUCUUGGCAAGCCAUUCGAUGCAAAGCUUCUUUUUUAGCCAAGGAGCAAAGAGGAUGGCUCAAGUUCCAAGGAUGGAUUUUAUCAAGGAUGCGGGGGUUGUUUGA
Molecule: messenger RNA, 1287 nt
Organism: Fusarium vanettenii 77-13-4
Lineage: Eukaryota; Fungi; Ascomycota; Sordariomycetes; Hypocreales; Nectriaceae
Exons: 2
Coding region: 1-1287 (428 amino acids)
Molecular function (GO): FAD binding
Source: RefSeq, a predicted model, not a curated record